GAGAUUAAUCACUUCAUUCUAAAGUUGUGUCACAGUGUCAACUCUGCUAGCGCCAUCCCAGGUCAAGCCCAACUGCUUUAAGGACAGACACUUAACAAGGUAAUUUUAUGUUUCUGUUUUGUCAAUUACAAUAUGUUAUUCGCCUAUUGGUGACAUAUAAAAGGCAGGCUAUAGGUAAAUAGCGUAUUAUUUCAUGCGUACAUUGUACUCCUCAAGCCGAGCAUGCCUUGAGUACACAUUUAGAAAUGAACAUAUAUAUUUUAGAUAAUUGUUUUUAAAAAUAUGCUUUAUAAUUAAAACUAAUGGUCUUUGUUAAGUAAUGGUUAGUUAUUCUACCAUUCCGAGGAAACUUAAUUACUAUAUUAAAAUUUACCAUACAACUAGAAAUAUUUUACACUGUAUUGUUCGUCCCAGUCUAUACAAGGCCUGCUAAACAUACGGCCCGCGGACCACUCGCGGCCCGCCAGCACCCACUUUGUGACCCGCGAAGUAACAAAAUAUUCUUUAUUCUUAUUAUUUUCUUAACAGCUUUCUCCUUGUCCUAUUUUCUUUGGGCCCGCAAAAGUUUUUCAUAAAGUAUUACGGCCCACCUUAAGUUUUGAGUUGUGCAGGCCUUGUCAAUACCAUGACACCAUACAGCUCUUACAUCGCCAUCUAAGUUGACAUCAAACAUUUUUUAUUUGAAAUGAGCCCCAAAUCCAGACCCCCAAUGACAACUUAAAUAUCUCAUUCAUCAUCACCCCUACGACCAUACCACAUCCAUACCACCACACCCCCACACCAAACCACCACACCCUACUACCACACCCUACUACCACACCCUAUCACAACACCCUUACAUUUAAACCACUACCACCUAAUUCUACCACCACACACUUACCACCUUAAUCCAAACGCCAUAACCUAGUAUGACUCUAUUGUCUUCUAACCUUCUCUAAUCCCGUUGUUACUUCUCUCGUGUUAAGUGCUUUUCAUUUUAUUUUUUUCUACUUGGGCCGCCUUAGCAAAAGUAAUUAGGCCUUGUAGCACCUCUCAUUUUUAAUUUUUUUCUUACAUGUUUGAAUAAUAACUUGUACACAUUAGAAGUGUUAUGCAUAGAAAUUUUCGAGUGCAUUGUUUAUGAAAGCCUGACAUCAAAGCCCUUCUUUUCAAUAGACUAGCGGUUGGGCCAAGAAGGGAUUUGAUGGCAUUUUUUAGAUACAAUUUUUAGGUUUCAGUAUUAAGAGGCAGGGGAUGCGAUAAAAUGAAUCUUGUUAACCUGGCGCAAAAGACUAGAGCUACGCCUCGGCCGGUGGCGCAGAAAGUGGAGUGGGGUGUUUGAACCUGGUACCCCUCCACUCCUCCGGAGAGAUGUCUGAGGAAAAAAAAACUCUGCCAUUGACCCAACAUUGACCCAACUAAACACUUCUGAUUAAUCCGCAGUUUGACCAUCGGUAACUCAGUUUUGAAUGGUAUUGUAAUACGCUGAUUCAUAGACCAUACACCAUGAAGUCAACAGAUUAGAUGCUUAGACCAUGGAGCCAACAGAUUAGAUGUUUAGACCAUGGAGCCAACAGAUAAGAUGUUUAGACUUUAAGCCGACAAUUAAGAUCCACACAUCAUGAAGCCGACCGAUUGGAUCAGUAGACCAUGAAGCCGACAGUUUUGAUCCAUACAACAUAAAGACGACAGAUCAGAUGAUACAUGCAACGUGAAGCCUAAAGUUUAGAUAUACACAACAAAAGGCCAAAAGAUUAGUUCCAACAACAUGAAGCAAACCGAUAAGAUCCAUACAACAUAAGGCCAACAAAUAAAAUCCAUACAACAUGAAUCCAACAUAGCAGCAUAGUCAUAGCACUAACAGCUGGAGAGGAGAUGACAGAGGAGAAUCAGAGAAAUGUAAAUAUUUCAGAUCAAAGUUUAUUCACGCUGUAGAUUCUGAUGUAACCUAAAUGCACUCUAGCAACUUUAAAACAUAUUAAUACCGCAUUGACGCGAUGUUCCUGGAUUCUCGAAGCUCUAGACACUGCUGAUAGUUUAUGAUUGGGGUCUCACGACAAAGGAGAUCAUCUGAACGCCAUUGCGUUUCAACCAAUGUCACUUUAUAGCAAUGGUCGGUGAAAUUAUUUUUUAGCAAAUAAAAAAUUUGCGAAAAAAAUUAUUUAACACCGAUGUUACCAUAACGAUUUAAAACGAAGAUAAUUAUAGUUUAUUUAUAGCAUUCAAGAUGGUGUACUGAAUCUAUGUAUAGAAGUAAUUUCCGAGUACAAUUUAUGUAUUAAUAAUUUUAAUCCACUGAAUAUCUAACAUUUGCUUGCGCUCUGCGUGUCUUGAGAGAUUAAUUAGAUAGUGUACGCUCUUCCCGCGCUUGACUUUGUGACGUAUUGUUAUGCUUCUUAUGACGUUUUGCCUGCUCCCGUCGUCGGAAAAUUAAUUAGUUAAAAAAAAAAACUCGGGACGAAUUUUUUUUUUUUUUUGAGAGCAAAAUUUCUUUUCAACAACUUGUCAAGCCCCACAUUUUUUGGUGUCAAACCCGAUUUUUGGCCGAAUGGCCGAGCCGCACUCAGGUCACCAAAGAACAUCAUUUUUCCGACCACUGUUCUAAUCUGUUUUGUGACGUAAUUCUUUUACCCCUUACAAACAUCAACAAACAGAGGCCAUUAUAUAUCUAGGAAACAAUAGCAAGCUGGAAAAGGGGACCGAAAACAUCCCCCCAGCUGGUGUUUGGGAAAUAUAUAGGUCUCAAAAUUAGUUUUGAGCUACUUCAGUGUCUGGCUGUUUCUGAGAGCGUCAGGAAGUGUGUUCCAAAAUUUUAAGCCAGCAAAUGCGGAAGUGCGUUGUAUAGAGAGUUUGCCACAAUAGGAUGAGUGGAGCUGUCUAGUGGGUACAUAAGUCUUUAUGAGCGCUUUGAGAUAGGACGGCGCCAGGUCAUGCAAGCAGCGGUAGCACAGAGUUGCAAUUUUGUACUCUAUGCAAGCGUGGACCGGCAUCCAAUGCAACUCUCUCAGAAGAGUUUAAGCAUGGUUGAAUUUGCGUUUGCAAAGAUCAAUGUGAACAGCGUCAUUAUGUGUUUUUUAAAAUUUAUACACAAGCGUAGCUGAAAGACUCACCAUGAGAGCAUUGCAGUGGUCCAUGAGUGAUAGCACGAAUGCAGACAUCAGCCUCUUUAUUGCAUAAAACGUUAAGAAAGGUCUGAUGUGACCAAUUCUUCGCAGCUCUAGAAAAAUCGCCUUGCAAAUCAUGUUAAUUUGAUUUUACAAGAAGACAUCCAGUUUCGCACUCUUUGAGCAAACUCAAUCUGUAUACCGGAGAGGAUAACGGAUGGUGUGUUAUUUAGAGAUUUUAGUUUUUCAGAAUUAGCAAUGGGGACCAGCUUGAUCUUUUCAUCGUUCAAUUUGAGCUUGUUUAUGUUCAUCCAAUGCUUAACUGACUCCACAGCCUCCUGUGCCCUACUAAGAGGCUGAGACAACUGAGAAGGCAUCACAGACUGCUGAAGUUGGGUAUCAUCUGCAAACAUGGUACAUAUAGCAUGUCAAAGCAGCUUGAUCGCUGCUUUAAGAAAUGAUCCAUACAAAAAUAAAACCAACAGAAAAACAGCUGUAGAAAAAAAUCCAAUCCAAAGAAACACAAGGGUUUACUUUUUACCUUGAGUUGUUCAAUCAGUUUAUACCUUACACCUACUGAACGACAUCAUUUCUGUAUACAAUCGGGCUGACCAGCUAUGUGCGUAGUCACAGACAGGAUAUGAACCAGCGUGAUUUCAAUGAUUAAAAUGGUCUUGAUCGAAUUCACGUUGAAAAUCGCAACAACAACUACAAAAACAAAAACAAAAAAAAGGGGGGGGGCACCGUUACGCAUUUGCGGUAUUUCCCAGAAAAUAGCUUGUGAAAAUAAAUUCAAAAAAAGCCUUUUAUUUUUCCUAACGGACAUGUAUGGAAAAUAGUUAUUUUUACGACAUCAGUUUUGCCAUUUAGAAUGUAUGUGUGUGGCCGUUGAAAGCUUCAAGACGACCACGAGGUAAAUAGAUAUAAACCUUUGCGGAUUAUUCUUUUUCUUACAUUUUCCCAAACGUUUGCACCUCCCCCUCCUAGGAAUCAUCGUGAAACUUCACCCAACCACGCCACAGUCUUGUCCGUUUAAACCUUCUCAUUAGUUCCUAACAACAAUUGAACUGCUUGCCUGUGCACGUAACCACAAAACUCUGGAAACGUUGAGGACCUUCAUUUUGGUUUCAUGAGCACAGCAUUUAAAUCUUUAAAAAGGUACUGCUAACAACCCUUGAAACAAGAUGCGCAUAUUUGAAAGACAUUUAAACUACAACUUUCUUUGUCUAGAUUUCAUUCAUUCAAAUAAAUACAUUAUUCUAAAGGGAAUUGCUUUCUUUGUGAUGCCAUUAAAUUUUCUCAUUAAAAAAAAUAUUUGAAAAGAUAAAUGUCAUUAAAAUAGUUAAUUUUCUUUCAAUUAAACUUUGAUUUAAUAGUAUCAAUUCAAAAUGAUAUCCACUCCAGUAAGUUACAAAUUUAAUAAGCUUCUUAAAAGGGUACUGACAUAGGUAUCAGAAACGGUGAAUGUAACACAAACUACACACAUGUUGAGUGCAACUCUGUAAGGUUACUGACUACUCUGAGCAGAAAAAAAAAUUCAAACACAAAUGGUAACAAUGUCAAGAAAGAAGGGAUUUUAUGGGGAAUUAAUUUAAUCUUUAAAUUAGAAUGUUGAAAGCAAUAGGGUAAAGGGUAUUGACAUGUAUAUCAUGUAAUACUUCGAUUGAAGUUUUAAAUUACGCACUUUGAGGACAAAGUUAAUUUUCGCUAUAUAUCUGAGGUGAUUUAAGAUUAUUUUUUGUUUCUGGGUGGCUGGAUGGUUGGGUCGAAAAAUAUUUGAAUGACUAAUCAUCCCGUCAAGCUAUCGAUCUGGAACUUGGUACAUACACUUCAUGCCACUGAAAACACAUUCGAUCAAAAUCUUCAGCCCAUACUCCAAAGGCCGAAAAAUCAUUUUCCUGUAUUUCAAGGGGAAGACAAAAGAAAAUUCGCAAACUACGCAAAAUGACUUUUUUUUUUGGGUCAAAUAUCGCCAUUGAAUUUUGUGCGUAACCUUUUUUUUCUUUUCUCAAACUUUUGUUGAAAUAAAUCUCCUUUAUAAAAGUGGAUGAGUCAUAUGAAUAUAUAUUAAUUCAGUGGCCUGAAAAAAAUAAUGCGGUUGGGAGCCUAAAAGGGAAGAGGUGGGAGGGGGAGAAUUAAUCUGUAUUGUUAUAAAGAGUAUAAUAUGCUGGGUGCUGGGUGACCGAUUGCUCUCAACUGAGCAAAUUUCAAGUUGGUGGUCUGGAGUUCAAUUCCAGCCAGAGCUCAGUCAAGCAAAAACACCACCAGCACCCCGGGUAGAUGGGACUCGUUAACCUUGGAUGGCAACUCAUCUAAGAGAAGGAAACUCUGAAAUCAAACCCGGAAUUAGAGUUAACAUUGGUACAAUGAAACAUUCCGACAACUCCUGCGACGUCACUGGCGCCAAGCUGUAUCAUCCAAAUGAUGUUCCCAGCAGCGUGGAGCGAGGCGAUUUGCUGUUGGGAACCAGCUUAUAAUCCUAGAAGAAGAAUCCCAAGCCUUGUGGAAUUCGUCCUGCGAAGACCACACCAUCGUCACAUUGUGACGGACGGAUGCCAGCAAUAAAUAUUCAUGAACUUUUGUUUUCAACCCAACCCCCACCCUCCAAUUGUUUAUACAAAAAUAACAAAAUUUUAAGGGUUAUUUUAAAUGUAAAAUUAACGCAAUCUCUAUCACCCAGACAGUCACAAUGGGAAGGAAACAUGUGUGUUUUAUUCUCAUUCUUACACUUAUGAUUCUUCCAGAGGCGAGAAGUGGUAAGUCCAACUUUAUUAAAAAAUGAAUUAAAUGUAUUUGAAUAAUUAUAAAAAAAAUAAAUAUUAAAGGAUCUAAGGUAAACACACAACAACAGACAGACAGACAGACAGAAACCAAGCACAAAUCAAAUCGAUACAUGGUUUCUCUAUGCGUAGAUUUGUAUUUUAUUAUUAUUAUUUGAAAUGUUGCGCUGAGUUCAUCCUGGUUUGUGUCACUACAUAAAACAUACCAGUAAAAUUUGUAUUUUGUUAUCCUUAUAUUAAAUGUAAAAAAAAAUAUUUGAAAAGAUUAAAAAUAAUUUUAAAAAAUUAAGGAGAAUAUAAUAGAAAAGUUUUUUUUUAAAUUACAAUUUGAAUUGGUUAGAAUGACGAUAUUGUGCUAUAUUAAGUGUACAACUUUAUUCAAUGGAACGGUCACUUAUAUUCAACGUGUGUUAUUUUGUUUUAAAAAUAUUGUCAUGAAGAUAAAUAAAACGAGUAUUCUUAACACACAAUAAAAUACACAAAUACUUAAAUAAAGAAAUCAGAUAUAAAUAUUGAUAAAGAUGGCUACGGGGAUAAAUUUAAUCAUUACACAUAAAAUAAAAAGUUCAAUGAAAUCAUCCCCCCCCCCACACACACACACUUUUUCACCAAUAUUUUAAAAAAAAUGGAACUAAAAUGACAUUAUAUUCACAUCCCAAUUUUAAGUAACAUGCUCGGAGUCAGUGACUUUUCAAGCAGACGGCGCGUGUUACGUGUACUUUAACCAGCCACUUCCCUACGCACAGGCCGAGGUAAAGUUGCUUUACUUUGUGUUUAUUGAAUGAAAACGUACGAAUGUGUGUUGUUUUAAAGUGUAAUGACUGCAGGACAUGACAUAGAUUUCUUUGUGAAGUAUAAUAUAAACUAUAAUGAUGGCUCUGCGACGCCUUUGGUAAAAAAAACACCAAAAAAAACAAACAAUUCUAUUAUGUAUCGGAUUUUAUUGAGCCUCUCAUCUUGAAGAGAUUAGUUUAAAUGAUUAAAUUGUUAAUACAUUGCUAGGCUACUGUAGGCGUUUUUCUCAAGAGAUUUCUUAAUCAAUAGAUAGUAGACCGUAAUCUUGUUGCUCAAAAAUAUUCUUAAUGUAUAGACAGUAGACCGUAGUCUUUUUGCUCAAACGUUUUCUUAAUGAAUAGAUAGUAGACCGUAGUCUUGUUGCUCAAAAGUUUUCUUAAUGUAUAGAUAGUAGACCUUAGUCUUCUUGCUCAAAGUUUUCUUAAUGAAUAGAAAGUACACAGUAGUCUUCUUGCUCAAAAUUUUCUAAAUGAAUAGUUACGUACAGCCUUUUUAUUUGAGAAGUUGUUAAUGAAUAACUAUUUGACUAUAAUUUUAUUACUCAAGAGGUUUUAUGAUACACAUCCUUUUCCCUAAACGCUUCUUUUCCAAUUGAUUUGUUAAUACCUAACUAGUGGAUCUGAGACUUCUUCCUCAAGAGGUUUGUAAAUGCCUAACUAGUAGACCUUAGACUUCUUAUUCAAGAGGUUUUUAAUGCCUAACUAGUAGACCUAAGACUUCUUAUUCAAGAGGUUUUUAAUGCCUACCUAGUAGACCUAAGACUUCUUACUCAAGAGGUUUGUAAAUACCUAACUAUUAGACCUUAGACUUCUUAUUCAAGAGGUUUUUAAUGCCUAACUAGUAGACCUAAGACUUCUUAUUCAAGAGGUUUUUAAUGCCUAACUAGUAGACCUAAGACUUCUUACUCAAGAGGUUUGUAAAUCCCUAACUAGUAGACCUAAGACUUCUUACUCAAGAGGUUUGUAAAUCCCUAACUAGUAAACCUUAGACUUCUUACUCAAGAGGUUUGUAAAUGCCUAACUAGUAGACCUUAGACUUCUUACUCAUAAGGUUUGUCAAUGCCUAAGUAGUAGACCUUAGACUUUUUACUAAAGAGGUGUGUUAAUACCUAACUAGAUGACCUUUGACCUCUUUCUUAAUUGGUUUAUUUGGUUCAUGCUUCUUUUAUUGUCAUUAUGUUUUUUAGGGAUAAUAGCAACAACAAAAAAAGUGUAAUCCAAAAAUGCAACACAUAAAUGCACAUAAAAGCAAAAGGGUUAACAAAGAAGCUUGCAUCCUACCAGGUUAUUUCAUUUAAAAAAUGGAACUAUAAUUUCAAAAUAAAAAUAUGUCCUCAGUUUAUUUGCCAAGCCAGCGGCAAAAUUCUGGCAAAGGUGACGUUGCUCAGCGAUGAGUUUUACCAAGAGUACAUCAGUCAAGCAGGUAAGUCAUAGAGCCCACGGAGUUCUCUUCUUUCUUUUUUUUUUUAUUUCCCUUCCGCCUGCUUCCACCCGAGGGUUGUCAGGAACGUUCUUUGUUUGUUUUUUUUUGUUUCUUGUUUUUUUUCUUCCAGAUUUCAACUUACUUUGUUUCACCCACUUCCUGACAUUGUGUUCAACCGUGAGUUUGGUACUCGACCUUCGUUACUCUGACAGUUUCCAAACUAUCUUAAAAAUAUAUAUAUAUAUUUAUUUUUUUUUCACAUAAAUUUUUUGUGAUUUGAACAUUAAAGAACACAUCACAUCAGCUCGUCAUGUCGCUCUGCCAGCGGAAAUGGUCACCCUAAGAGCCGGAUAUUUCAAAAAGUUGAAAUGACGUCAGUUGAAACACAAAAUAUAUAUCCCGGGGAAAAUGUUUUUUUUAAAAUAAAUAUUGCAAUUACACAUGCGGAUUUGAAUUAGACAAGACAACUUUGCUAUAGAAAGUUAGGUCAGAUCUGUUAAAGUCAUCCACCACAUCAUGAUUUAACUUACACCCUAUUAUUAUUAUUAUUAUUAUUAUUAUUAUUCUAACAGAGUACAUGAAUUCUUGAAUGCAUUUAUAUUGCAGAGAGUAAAUCUUGGAUUGGUGCCAGCGAUACUGUUCAAGAAGGAACCUGGGUGUGGGCAGCGGGCGGUGAUGCGGGCUCAGAGUUGUCCACGCUCUGGCAGAGCAACAAUCCAAGCAACACCACGGAUGACUAUGAUUGUGCGGCCAUCUCCUUCUAUCCACAACAGCUUAUAGAUCCCGACGGCAAUCCUUACGUUGGAUCAGCAAUUGGUAUCAUUGACGACGACUGUCACAAUGAGUAUCCACUUCUUUGUAUGGAAAAAGGUAUCUAAUUUUAUUUUUUUUUAAAAUGGUGUCAUCAUGUGAAAAUUUAUCACAUAGGGUCACGAUAAAGACAUCAAGUACAUGGUCAUCAAAGGAGAAUAAAGCUAUUUUAUAUUUAAAGUGAACCAAAACUUUGUUUCUAGUAUCAUUAGACUUGGAAAAGCCAAACAAAUUCAAGAUAAGCAAAGAAUAAACAACAACCAUCAGAAUAACGUCAAGUAUUUCUUUAAGGGGAUUCUUGGUUAUGUUGAUCUGUGAUUGACAUGUGGCAUUGCAUUACAAAAACGCUAAUUUGAUAUUCAAAAUCCAUUCUUUUGCUAGAGUUUAGAUGAGAUAAUCUACGUUUCUGAUAGAAAAAAAAACUAAGGCGCGUUUCAUCAAGAUCCCAUUUGAAACUAAAAAUAUAUUUUCAUACAUAAUUUGACAUAUGCGAUCACAACAAGCUCAAAAAACGACCCUGAUACCACAGAGCCUACUACCGAGCCUACCAUCGAACCUACCACUGAGCCUACCACCAAGCCUACCACCGAGCCUACCGCCGAGCCAACCACCGAGCCUACCACCGAGCCUACCACCAAGCCAACCACCGAGCCUACCACCGAGCCUACCACCGAGCCUACCACCGAGCCUACCACCGAGCCUACCACCGAGCCUACCAUCGAGCCUACAACUGAGCCUACCACCUCCACCGAGCCUACCGCUGCGCCUACCCCCGAGCCUACCACCGAGCCUACAACCGAGCCUACCACCGCGCCUACCACCAAGCCUACCACCGAGCCUACCACCGAGCCUACCACCGAGCCUACCACCGAGCCUACCGCCGAGCCUACCACUGAGCCUACCACUGAGCCUGCAACUGAGCCUACCACUGAGCCUACUACCGAGCUUACCGCCGAGCCUACCACCAACACUGAGGCUUCCAAAGCCGGAGCUAGUGUGACAUCUCUGACGACGUCUUCCGUCACACCUCUAACUGAAACCAAUGCAAUUAUGACUACCAAACCUACCUUGAUGAAAUGUGGCGCCAACUGUAUCGACUUCAAUGUCCUAUUGUUUUUAACAUUGUGUGCGUUCAUUUACCUAGUCAUUUGAAUGUGAGUGGUUGUUACUUUUUUAUUUCAUUAUUUCCUGCUAUAGAAGAAGUUACUACUUGCUUGUCAGAGUUUUAAAUAAAAUAUUUUCUAAUGAUAAAUGUGGGAGCC
Molecule: messenger RNA, 10152 nt
Organism: Lymnaea stagnalis (great pond snail)
Lineage: Eukaryota; Metazoa; Mollusca; Gastropoda; Lymnaeidae
Source: the annotation of a GenBank genome assembly